CAUAAAAAUUAACAUGAAGAUCUUCAUUUUCACGGUUCUAGCUCUGUCAGUUUUCGUUGUAGCUGCAGAGGAGAAAAAACCCGUGAAGAAGGGAGUGAAACGGGGUAUUUUAGGUGAAGCCUACGGAUUAGGAGCAGGUAACGCCAUUUCAUAUGGAGGAAUUUCAUCAUCUGGUCCAAUCGCAAAUAUUGGAGGACAUGGAUCAGCUGCUAGUUUAGCAUUAGAAGAUCAAACAGCCAUCAGUGGUGGAGCUUCAAUUGCAUCUGCUAGCUCAGCUGGAUUAGCAUUAAGCAGUGGCUCAGCUUACGGUGGUGAAAUUGUGCAAAGUCAAGAAUUAAGUGCUGCUUCAUUAUCUAGUGCAUCAUUGGCUGGUGCCUCAUUAUCUAGUGCAUCCUUAUCUGGUGCUUCUUUGGCUGAAGCUCAAUUAUCUGGAGCCUCAUUAGCUGGUGCAUCAUUAUCUGAAGCUUCAUUGGCCGGUGGUUCAAUUGGUUUAAAUGGUGCUGCUUUACAAGGUCGCACAGUUCAUUUAGGAUCAACUGCCCAUCAAACACUUCAAGUAAACCGCCACAUUCAUGUUAACCACAGAUUAGGAGAAAUUAUUCCACAACCAUAUCCAGUACCAGUAACACGCAACAUUCCAGUUCCAGUUCCACAACCCGUUCCAGUGAAAGUUGAUAAACCAUACGAAGUUAGAAUACCAAAACCAUACCCAGUACCUGAAAUUCGUGAAAUCCCAUACGAAGUAGUACGUAAAAUCCCACAUCCAGUACCAGUUCCAUACAAUGUACCAGAAAUUGCACCAUAUCCAGUUCCCGUAGCACGACCAGUACCUUAUAAUGUGCCACGUCCAGUACCAGUAGCUAUUCCAGAACCUGUUCCAGUUUACAGACGCGUUCCGUACUUAGUGCGACAAGUACAUGCUCACGUGCACCAACCCCCACCACACGUUCAUUACCAUGUUUAGGGUAAUUUAAACAUUCUAGUGAAUCAUCGAAAUAAUUUGUUGUUACCAUCUUUUCAUGUUACCCUUCAUCAUUUUUUACAAUAGUUCACAUUAAAAAACAAUGUUGAAAUUUUUGUAAAAAAUUAUUUUUCUGUCA
Messenger RNA from Chrysoperla carnea, 1100 nucleotides. Its product is annotated as protein TsetseEP-like. Bases 14 to 964 code for a protein of 316 amino acids. The transcript has 3 exons. The record is from RefSeq and is a predicted model, not a curated record. Lineage: Eukaryota; Metazoa; Arthropoda; Insecta; Neuroptera; Chrysopidae.